Acytostelium subglobosum LB1 is the source of this 4521-nucleotide messenger RNA. RefSeq lists its product as hypothetical. Gene Ontology annotation, cellular component: phosphatidylinositol 3-kinase complex; cytoplasm; plasma membrane. NCBI's taxonomy places the organism in Eukaryota, Evosea, Eumycetozoa, Acytosteliales, Acytosteliaceae. The coding region runs from base 1 to 4521 and encodes 1506 amino acids. The transcript is spliced from 4 exons. Gene Ontology annotation, molecular function: 1-phosphatidylinositol-3-kinase activity; 1-phosphatidylinositol-4-phosphate 3-kinase activity. Gene Ontology annotation, biological process: phosphatidylinositol-3-phosphate biosynthetic process; cell migration; phosphatidylinositol-mediated signaling. The record is from RefSeq and is a predicted model, not a curated record.
AUGUCAUCCAACAAUAAUAACAAAUCAACAUCAUCAAUAUCAAAUAAUAACAAACCUGUAGUAGUAUCACCCCUGUCAUUAUCAUCGGAUGUCGUCAACUUUGACGCACAGCAUCAAGCCCAUCAGAAACAACAUCAAGACUUUAGAAAUGGCAUCACCAACAUGCUAAAGACCAGUGGAAACAAGGUGGUCCUGCCGCCACCAACCACUGCCUCCUCUCUCAUAUCAAUGUCCACAUCACCUGCCAAGCAUAGUCCACUAAGCAACAGUAGCAGUAGCAGCAACAGUACCAAUAAUAUAGCCACGAUCGAUACCAAUAGCACACGUGUUAGCAAGACGACAACAGAUCAACAACAAAGAGGCUCAAAGGAUGGCAACAACAUGAUCUCGACAUUGGAGUUGUUGGAUAAUAUCACAAAUGACUCAUUCAUGACAUCGCCAUCAUCGACCAGGGCCAGCUUCAGUGGGUCAAGCAGCAGCGGCAGCAGCAGUAGUUUCUACCAACCAUACACGAACAUCUCACCCUCGAGCAACAGCAGCAGCAACCCGAUAAAGACGACGAAUGUUAUCACAUCAAAGAGUUUCAUUAGCAAGAGCAGUGCUGGCACGGGCGGCAACGGCAGUCCGUCACCACACUCGACAAUCCCAAUCCAGCCUCGCCUCAACUCAAUCACUCCUCUGAGCAAGACUGUCAUGGCUGCCAAGGCCGCCGCGACGACGACGACGACAACGCCAACAUCAUCACCAGCACAAUCACAAACGACAUCACUAUCAUCAUCGACGUCAACUACGCCAUUGACACCAUCAACACCACCAUCACCCCUGGACACACUAGAUCUGCUCGAUCAGAUUGUAUCACAAUCAAUGUCGCCUUACUCAAAGUCAGAGUCGGCCACGCCCGAGAUGUCGAUGCCCUCGCCCACGACCACACCCUCGCCGCCCACACUUCAGACGGAUACCUCACCAGUGACAGGCGCAUCGCCCACGAUGCCCUCGGUGCUCGAGACUCGCUCCUCCUCGAUGCCACCUCCACAGCUCACAGAGAAGGACCGCACCAUGUCCGGCCCCCUCCGCACCAAACAGAUGUCUUUUAUGGGCUUUGGCAACAAUGGCGCCAACGACUCCCGAAUCAUGCUUAGCCCACACCUCAUGUCGAGUCGUUCAUCGAUAUCAGUAUCAAGCGCGCCCUCGCUCGGCGUGUCCAAGCCGCUCGUGGUCAAGGGUCAGCAGACGACACAGGACAUCUGGAAGACGACACUGGCCAACGUCAGCACGAAGGAAGAGACGAUCAAGGUGUGCUUCGACGAGGUGCCAGGCAAGCGCAUCGUUCAGCGAUUCUCGGUCGACCUGACGCCCACCGAGAUCAAGUCCCGACUGCUCGAGGAGGUCGGCUCGGAGUUCCUCCCACUCAUCGAUCAGUUUGAGCUCAAGGUGCUGUCGAUCAACGCCACGUUUUCAAACGAGUCACUGCCGCUGCGUCGCCAGCUCGUCAUGCAGGCAUGCAACAUCACUCGACUCUUCCCCAAGCUGCAACUGAUACUCAAGAACCAGGAGGUACGCAACCUGUCUGACGCAGAGGCCGUCGACAUCAAGAGCCACAUCGAGACCGAGCUCGAGAUCUUUGGCCUGAUCGGCAAGACACACACUCGCUUCCUCGAGACAAGCAAUCGUGAGGUGGCCAACUUCAGACGCGAGAUGGCGCACUAUCGUCUAGUGGAGCCGCCACCCGCCAACGACUUGUCGCAGUACAUAUACGUGCUCUCUGAGCCUAUGCCAUUGCACGUGCCGCCCAAGCUGGCGAUCCAGGUGCUGAUCCCCAACGCCGUCAAGAUGAGCAAGAAGAUCUAUUGCGACCCGCACGUGCCCGUCGGCGAGGUGCUCACCGACAUGUUCCGCAAGUACGCCAUGGUGGACAUUAUCAACACGCGCGGAAAGACCGCCACAGACUUUGUGCUCAAGGUAACGGGCUUCCGCGAGUACAUCCUCACCACACUGCAGCUGGGCGCACAGACUGUCGCCGACCACCGUCUCACGCCAACCGCCAAGAACGGCGACUUUGCCCUGCUGGACUACGACUACAUUCGCCAGUGCAUCAGCAAGCAGCAGAGCAUCGACCUGACGCUCACCAGCUUCUCCACCCUCCAGAGCCAACCUGACAGCACCAUCUCCUUCAUCGACAAACUGCUGGAUACCACUGACUUUGAUAGCGAGGAUGAGGACAAUGGAUCGGGCGCGCCAGCUGCAGACGAGGCAGCCUCACAGCAACAGCAGCAGCACAUGCCCUCGGCAUCAAUGAUCAAUAUGACUCAAUACGCGACGAGUGGACGAUUGCCCAUCACAAAGGUCAACAGAUUGUUCCGCGUCAAGAUCGUGGGACUGCGAAACAUCAAUGUGCAGCGCAACGAGGACGCCAAGAACAAGUUUGUGGACCGCGUCCCCAAUGGAUUCGUCAUGGUCGAGCUGUAUCACGGCGGCGAAGCGAUCUCCAACCCAGUGUACACAGCCUGCACGCCUCUUGGCAAGAUGGACACGUUCCACUUCCCAGACUGGGAGCGCGAUGUGUGGACGCCAUUCAACAUAUCUGUGCGAUCACUGCCGCGUGCUGCUCGCGCUUGCUUCACGUUCUUUGUCACAUCUGAGAACCAGGCAGACGUCAGCGAGUCCAAGUCCAUCCCAUUGGGCUGGGCCAACUUCCAGCUGAUCGAUCACAAGGGAUGUCUGCGAACAGGACCAUUUGCCUUGCGUCUGUGGGAGGAUGCCCGCGCCAACCCUAUCGGCACUUGCGUGGACAACUUGUCGUCCAAGACGCCAACAAUACUGCUGGUCGAGUUCGAGACAUUUGUCAAGCCCGUCGUGUUUGUCUCGCCACCAGUCGUCGAGCGCACUACUCCUCCCUCUCCCACCAAAACUGAGUCCAUCGUCAACAUCCAACGCAAGCUGCAGGACCCAGACGAUUCCAAACAACUCAUGGCAUUGAUGCAGUCAGACCCUCUGGUCAAGCUGACGCCCGAGGAUCGCAAGUUGAUCUACUCAUACCGCCACAUCUACGUCAACAAACCAAAGUCGUUGGCCAAGUUCCUUAGCAGCAUCGCGUGGACCGACCACGAGCAGACAUUGGAGGCUUAUAGGAUGCUGGGCCAAUGGGCGCCUCUUCAGACCACUCAGGCACUCGAGCUGCUGGACGCCAAGUUUGCCGACAGCAACGUGCGCAGCUACGCCGUUGCCGCGCUCAACAGUUUCUCGGACGCCGAGUUCUCGGACUUCCUGCUGCAACUGACACAGGUGCUCAAGUAUGAGCCAUACCAUCGCUCCGACCUCUCUGCCAUGUUGCUGCAACGCGCAUUGGCAAACCGCUCACGUAUUGGUCAUCAGUUCUUCUGGGCGCUCAAAUCAGAGCUGGACACGCCCGAGAUUGAAGAGCGCUAUGGCCUGUUCCUCGAGGGCUACUUGCGCAGCUGUGGAUCGCAUCGUCAAGAGCUGGUCAAGCAGGACAACGUCAUCAAUCAGCUUGUAGCCGUGGCUAACAGCGUCAAGAAUGCACACAGCACGGCCGACCGCAAGAAGGCCCUGGCUGACGGUCUUUCCAAGCUCAGGCUGCCAGAGCGAUUCCAGCUACCCCUCGACCCACGCUGGGAAGCCAAGGGUCUCAUCGCGGACAAGUGUAGAUAUAUGGACAGUAAGAAGUUGCCACUGUGGCUGGUCUUUGAGAACGUGGAACCAUUCGCCAAGCCAUUGACAGUGAUAUUCAAGGUAGGAGAUGACCUUAGACAGGACAUCUUGACACUGCAAGUCAUCAGGAUCAUGGACAAGAUAUGGAGGAGCGCAGGUCUGGACCUGCGCCUGCAGCCAUACAAGUGCGUGGCCACUGGCAAUGGCAUUGGUAUGAUCGAGGUCGUGCUCAAUGCCAACACGAUCGCCAACAUCAACAAGGAUGCCGGUGGCACCGGUGCACUGCUCGAGGAGAAGACACUGGACAAUUGGCUUCGUGAAUGCAAUCCCAACGAGGAGGACUACAACAAAGCCGUGGAGACAUUCAUUCUGUCUUGCGCAGGCUACGUCGUUGCCACCUACGUCCUUGGCAUUGGAGACCGACAUGCUGACAACAUCAUGAUUACCAAGGCUGGUCAUCUAUUCCACAUCGACUUUGGCCACUUCCUUGGCAACUACAAGAAGAAGUAUGGCUUCAAGAGAGAGCGAGCGCCAUUCAUUUUCACACCUCAAUACAUGGCGAUUGUUGGAGGCAAGGACAGCGAGAACUUUAAGUUCUUCGUCCAGACUUGUUGCCUAGCAUACAAUACAUUGAGAAAACACACAGACCUAUUUAUUAAUCUAUUCCAACUGAUGCUAAGUACUGGAAUACCAGAGCUACAACAUGAGGACGACAUUGAUUACUUGAGGAAAGCGUUGGCACCAGGUGUGAGCGACACUGAAGCUGCCAAGGAGUUCACCAACAACAUACAUGUUGCACUCAACACCAAGACUGUACUACUUAAUGACUUGUUCCACAAUUGGGCACAUUAA